This is a messenger RNA of Radiomyces spectabilis, 1772 nucleotides long. Its product is annotated as major facilitator superfamily domain-containing protein. The transcript has 8 exons. NCBI's taxonomy places the organism in Eukaryota, Fungi, Mucoromycota, Mucoromycetes, Mucorales, Radiomycetaceae. Gene Ontology annotation, cellular component: membrane. Gene Ontology annotation, molecular function: transmembrane transporter activity. The record is from RefSeq and is a predicted model, not a curated record. Bases 20 to 1597 code for a protein of 525 amino acids. Gene Ontology annotation, biological process: transmembrane transport.
CUUCCCUUCCUAUAUCAUUAUGACCUCUUUGAAAAAUCGGCCGUGCCUUGCUGAAGCAACGCCUCUGUUGCCUAAACCACUCACGCCCAAAGAAAAACCUUCAUAUUGGUUCGCCAUCCUAUUGCCGUUUGGUGUGGCCUUCGGCACCGGAGCCCUUUUAGCCCCUCAAUUUCAAUUCUACACUGAAAUAUUCUGCGACAGAUAUUAUGAAGCGAAAGAGGUCACAAACAUGGAUAUCACAGACAUAGAAUUCGUAUUACCGCUCAAAGAUUGUGCUAUACCCGAAAUUCAGGCUAUUGUAUCCCGAGCCUAUGCGGUCAUGACGUUUCUUACAUUUGCCUCCGCUCUUUUAAUGGCAAGUUACUAUGGUUCUUUAUCCGAUCGAAAGGGUCGCAAAUUGGUGCUUUUUAUUUCAGCGCUCGGCAAUAUCACACCAUUGAUCUGCUACAUUGCGACGGCCAAGUAUCAGGAAUACUUUGGUGUAACCUUACUUUACUUGGCGCCAUUGUUGAAAGGCCUCUUGGCAGGUGAGAAUAUUCAAAUGGCCGCCAUUCAAGCUUACAUCUCCGAUUGCACCACACGAAGGCAAAGAACCACUGCCUUUGGUCGCAUGUUGGCUUCUAUCUACAUUGGUGCUACGCUGGGUCCUUCGGUGGCGAGUAUUCUCAUCGAAAAAACGCACAGUAUUCUAGCCGUGUUCUACCUUGCUGUGUUUGUUCACUUUUUAUUUGGUAUUUACACGGCUGUCAUUCCCGAAUCCAAUGAACCUCUGUAUCGGCCAUCUGAAACCAAGAUCCAGGCUGCUCCUUCCCCAUUUUGGAAACGGUUAAAUGUCUUUUCCGCAUUAACCAUCCUGAGUCGCACAGAGAUACGCCAUCUGACACCUUGUGCUUUACCGAUUCUCGGUACGAUCCAAUUCUUGAUGACCGCCGUUGCCAUGCCGCCUACACUGCUGUAUGCGAUGCUGAAAUUCGAUUGGACCGCCGUCGAAGGUGGUGUGUACGUGAGCAUUGCCUCCUUUAGCCGGCUCAUCAUGAUGGCCGCUGUGCUUCCAGCCAUUGCCUUGCUUUUCCAUAAAAAGUCGAUGCGUUCCCGUCGUGAAAGCACCAAAAGCAACCUCUCGUCGUCCUCAACCGGCUCCUCCCCCUCUUCCUCUUCCUCCUCCUCCUCCCUCCUUGUAUCGCCGCCCAAUGAAGAAGAUGUCGAGCACAAUAUGCUUCUCGAUACCUGGAUGAUCCGUGUCGGUGUAGCCACGGAAACUCUUGCCUUACUAUUGUUUGGUCUGGCGACCAACGGUACCUCGUUCACACUCAUCGUGGUUCUUCAAAGCCUGUCACUGCUGGGACAACCUUCUCUCCGUUCUUUACUGACCUCGCUUGUCAAACCCUCCGAAGUGGGACAAGUACUCGGCGCCUCGGCCGUCAUUGAAUCCAUUGGCAUGAUAUUUUGUCAAGUUGUCAUCAACACUCUAUACAGUGCUUCUGUAAGUACCAUGCCAAAUCUCGUGUUUUUCUUUUGCGCUAGUAUUGCUGGCAUUGCUUGCAUUCUGGCGUUCUUGAUCCAUCCUGUCAAGUCAACGACGGAUGAGGAAGCCUAGUGCAUGUGAAAAAGUUACCCUCCUUGAUACUCCUUCAUUUGACACCGUUUUUGUUUGUCAUACGCUUCAUACAUCAUUUUUGCUUUUUGUCUUUUUCCAGUUAAUUAAUUAUUUUCUAUUUGCUUUUCAUUCUUUGAAGUUUACUCCAAACGAUAAAGUUUUUAAUUCUGACAUU